AUGAGUAGCGGGAAUGGAACCCUUAGCUCACCACUGGAUCCUAAUUGGGCCGCCGAGAGCAACACCGCGCGCAUCAUUGCUGUUGUUACCGCGAUCCACUUGCUGGCACUCACGAGCGUCGGUUUGCGGUUAUAUGUGAGGCUAUGGGUUAUAAAGUCACCGUGGUGGGAUGAUUGGACGAUCAUUUUGGCUUCGCUGUGUGCUGCCGGAGGUUGGGUGGUCUUUCUCAUCCAAGCAAACCAUGGUCUAGGAAAACACUUCUUGACAAUCAACAAAAAACAUGAUUACGUGGUAUACCAGAAAGCUGGAUUUUGGCAAUCCAUUAUUUCCGCCGGCGGCGCUUUCAUGUGGUUGAAAGUAUCCAUUGCUCUUAGCCUACUUCGUUUAACCGACAGUAAUUGGUACAAGGGCGCGUUACGGGCAACAAUCGCUUUCACUGUAGUCUACUGCGUUGGGGGCAUGUUUCCUUUCUUCCUCCACUGUCGACCCAUGUCCGGCUUUUGGGAUAAGAGCAUCAACCCCAAGUGCGCGGACAGGAAUGUUUUAGACCAAUUCGGCGUUGUGAACACAGGACUAAAUAUCCUGACCGACAUUGUAUUAGCUGCGCUUCCUGUUCCAAUAAUCAUGAAACUUCAAAUGAAACGCAGAAUCCGGGCUUAUGUAAUUGGAAUUUUAAGUCUGGGAUAUUUCGCCGUCGCCAUCGGCAUCGUCAAGGCUGUCUACCAGAUUAACGCCCACAACAACCAUGACUCAACCUUCAACCAAAGCGUGCAGUUUUGGGGUUUCCUACAACUACAAUUGGGCAUCAUUGCAGCAUGUGCUCCAACUUUGAAGCCUCUAUUAAGGACCAUACGCCAUUGUUUACAACGCAGAAGCCAUGUGCUCAAAGAUUACAGCAGCCAAUUAAGAAGUAAAUGGGAAUCUGCUAGAGGUUUUACCUCUAGUAAGUAUAGUGGUCGUAGCCACCACGACACGCAGCGUGAUAGGCAUCAUCAUGAGCUCCAAAACUGGACUGUUGCCUCCGGUGGCAACCAUCACAGCCUCGGUAUUGCCAGAGGCGAGACAAGUGUUACUGCUACAUCACAAAGCCGGGAUGCAGAUGAGUUAACAGGUCAAGGCUCGAUGCUGAAGGGUAGCAGGCCCGAGAGAGUGAGGGGCAUCAUCAAGGCUACGGAGGUCAUUGUCGAACACAGUGUCCGGUCAAAGGUCUAA
This is a messenger RNA of Colletotrichum truncatum, 1212 nucleotides long. The record is from RefSeq and is a predicted model, not a curated record. NCBI's taxonomy places the organism in Eukaryota, Fungi, Ascomycota, Sordariomycetes, Glomerellales, Glomerellaceae.